Anopheles funestus (African malaria mosquito) is the source of this 4958-nucleotide messenger RNA. RefSeq names its product intraflagellar transport protein 140 homolog (gene rempA). The record is from RefSeq and is a predicted model, not a curated record. Gene Ontology annotation, molecular function: protein binding. The transcript is spliced from 5 exons. NCBI's taxonomy places the organism in Eukaryota, Metazoa, Arthropoda, Insecta, Diptera, Culicidae. Gene Ontology annotation, biological process: intraciliary retrograde transport. Gene Ontology annotation, cellular component: ciliary basal body; axoneme; intraciliary transport particle A. The coding region runs from base 293 to 4765 and encodes 1490 amino acids.
GUAUGGGUGAAGGGAGAGAAAUGUGUGCAGAAAAGGGUUUUCCUUAACACCAACACACUGACAGUCCGUUUGACAGGUGCAGAACAACGCUACGCAAGCCCUGACCUUGAACGUAGCGUCACCAUGGUGAUGGUUGUUAUGCCCGAAACGUAAACAAAUCGCUUACUUCGUGACGACCUGCCAACGAGAAAGGCGCUUUAUUGAGAUUAGGAGGUUUAGAAGCGGUUUUCCUGUAUGAAAACAGUAGAAAUUACAGUUUGAAACACUCGAAAGUGAACGCAAAACACUGAGAAUGACGCUAUAUUUCGAUACGAAGGUGCAGUUUCUUGACAGUGAGGCGAUAAGCACCGUCAGCUCAUGGCAUCCGGUGGAACCGAUAUUCGCCGUUGCUUCGUACAGCAAUGAACGGGGUGGCUCCGUAACGAUAUUCGACGAUACGGGUAUUCCGCUACGGGAUGUCUCAUUCCCGGUACAUGCCACUUCCCAGGCGACCGUGUUGACGUGGCAUCCGGAGCGAAAGAUUCUGCUAACCGGGUGGGAAAACGGAGAAAUACAUGCGUGGUUCGAGGGGAAGCGUGACUUUGCCACGAUCAAUGGUCCGCACAAGUCACCGAUCAUGUUGCUGGAGUUUAGUGAGAAGGGUGGCCGCGUCAUUACGGCUGAUGCGAUGGGUGUACUGACGGGGUGGCGCUUUGAUGGUCAGUCACAGUUUCUUACUAUGUUUAAUCACGAUCUGCGGGAUCCGUUGCUGCAUAUAACGUUUCGCAAAUCGAUCCAAAGCGCUAGCAGCAGGGAGUUGACGAAUCUGGCGCGGGCAGCAGUUGCUGGUGAUGAGGCGGCACUCGAUCAGUUGACUAGUUGGCGACCGAGAACGGCGGUCCGGAAUCUUGCCCAUGCCAGUGUACAUGACAACUACUGCUUUUACGCGUGCACUCAGGCGGGUAUACUGUACUACAUCAAUCAGACGGGCACGUGCACGGAAAUAGUGCGUGGAGACAGUAUCCCGAUCAUGCAGAUAUUAUGGCAUCCGAAGCAAGACUCGAUCGUGAUACUGAUGGAGGAUAUUACGAUCGGGCAUUACGAGGUGGACACCAACGGACAGAUCAGUGAGCUCGAUCGGGUGAAGCUGUCGGGCAAGGUGUCCGGUUCGAAGAGUGCGAUCACGUGGGUUGCCGGGUGUGCGCUCGCUAUCCUCACAGGUGAUCUGUCCGUGCGCAUCUGGGACAUUGAGACGAACGAUAACUACGUGCUGUCGAUGGAGCUGACGGCUGGGUCGGAGCGGGUGUCAACCGCCGACCGGUUACCGGUGAGUGCCGCCGCACUGGAAGUGUUCACCUGCGUCGCCUACUGUCCGGACACGCAAACGCUCAGUGCCGGUACGAGCCAGGGCAAUCUUUAUACCUGGCGCCGUGCGGCGGGCCUGUACGGACGUUCGUACACCAGCACAGAAAAUCAAUGGCAGCUAACGAAUGUGACACCGGUGCGGGGAACCAUCAAGAGCCUUGUGUGGGGCACUACGGAAGCAAACCGUCCCUGCAUGAUGGUAAACUGUCUGUCCAGCGUUUUCAUCCUCAAGGAGCAAUCGUUACUGUCCGCUCACGCACGUGCCGUCUGGGCGACGCAGCGCAAAUCGAACGAACUGCUCGUCCGGCAUGCAAACGGACGGGAAGUCGUGCUGCACACGGACAUAUCGAUCAUCCAUCUCGCACUGAACGAGCUGCACGUGGUGGUAACGAAUGGACGAACGAUUGCCGUGUACCGGAUCGAGCAAACCGGUACGAUGCGCAGUACAACUGGACGUCUGGGAGCAACCGGCGGAACGUCCAAUGAAACCGUCAGUGGAGAGCUGGACACGAAUGCGUUGGUUGUUUCAUUUGUGGAUAGUUUUGCCGUCGAAUGUGUUGCUGUUUAUCUGUACGAGCAGAGCAUUGUGGCACUCGGUGCGGAGCAGGUGAAAAUUUACUCGCUGAGCGGUAUCGUUCUGCAGGAGAUUGUGUUCAACGGGAAUGAAGGUAAACCGAUCGGUGUAGAUCUGGUCGGUCCGUAUCUGACCGUCUUUACGCUGCACGGUUACAUACGGUUGUACGAUGUGUCACGGCACGAUAUCCGGCUAUUGCAACCGCCGAAGAAUGCGUACGAUCUGUUCGAGAAGUUUGGUGAAAUCAUUAUGGCACGUACGAACGCGAAUGGUACGUAUGUGGCGCUUACGAUUGCGAACGAACAGCUCCUUCCGGACGGUAAGCUGUACCUUUGGAAUCUGGAAAGCAAUGUACUUAGUUGGCGAGAAUUUCAUGCUCAGGAGCAGAACGGGCGUGUGCGGUGGUUGAAGCAAGGUACGGAUGGUACAUCAUCCAGCACGCACACCUGCUUGCCGGUUGGAUUUUUCUGGGACGCUGAAGACGCACGGCUGCUGGCGUGUGAAACGAAACCCUUGCCAAAGCAGCAACAGCCGUCGGUACGGGCGUUUCAACCUGACUCGCAAAUACACGUGCUGUUUGUGGAUGGGCAGAAAUCGGAACUGGCCGAGCUGGAGGUGUUGGAACCGGGUGUCGGCGGAGCGAGUGGGGCGGGUGAACAGCUGGAACUGAUUGGGUUGUGCGUGCCGCACCUGAUCGUGCUGCGCCGGAACGAUAUUGCGCGGCUAGCGUUGCGUGACUUUAAAGGGUUGGAUGCGUGCGAUCUAGCGACGCGCGAAAUGGUGCUUAACUUUAGUCUGAAUGUUGCGCAGGAAAAUAUGGACCAAGCGUUCAGCUGCAUUCGCUCGCUGCGGUCCGAUACGGUGUGGGCAAAUUUGGCCCGGCUGUGCGUACAAACGGGCCGGUUGGAUGUGGCGAAAGUUUGCCUCGGGCAUUUAAGACGUGCCCGGUCGGUGCGGGCAUUGCGCCGUGCGACGGAGGACGUAACGCUGGAACCGGAAGCGCGCAUCGCCGUGUUGGCCAUCGAGCUCGGGAUGAUGGAUGAGGCGGAAGCAUUGUACAAACGGUGCGGUCGGUAUGAUCUGCUGAACAAGCUGUAUCAGGCGGCGGGCCGGUUCGAGGAGGCACUGGAGGUGGCGGAACAUUUCGAUCGGGUUCACCUGCGCAACACGUACCAUCGGUACGCGGAGUGGCUGAAGGAGUGUGGCAAGACGCAGAAAGCGAUACAGUACUACGAGCGGACGAGCAGCCUGAUGCACAACAUCAGCCAGCUGCUGAUGGAUGAUCCGGCGGCACUGAAGCAGUACAUGCAGGGUACGUCCGAUCCGGAGCUGUUGCGGUGGUGGGCCCAGUACGUCGAAAGCAGCGGCGAUAUGGAGGGUGCGUUCAAGAUCUACCAGCGGUCGGGUGAUUGGUUCUCGCAGGUACGCAUCCUGUGCUUUAUCGGGCAGGUUAGCCGUGCGGAUGAGAUAGCGCGCGGUAGCGGUGAUCGGGCCGCCUGCUACCAUUUGGGCCGGUACUACGAGAACAGUGGCAAGCUGCAGGAAGCGAUCCAGUUUUACACCCGCGCCCAAACUUACGGUAAUGCGGUGCGCAUCUGCAAGGAGAACGAUCUGCCGGACGAUCUCUGGACGGUCGCAUGUACGGCGCGGGCACGCGAUAAAGCAUCCGCGGCAGCUUACUUCGAGGAGUCCGGCGACUAUCGGCGUGCGGUCGAACUGUACCACCGGGCCGGCAUGCUGCACAAAGCGGUCGAGAUGGCAUUCCGUUCACAGCAGCCGGAAUCGCUGCAGGUGAUCGCAUCCGAGCUGGAUGCAUCAUCCGAUCCGGAUCUGGUGGCGCGUUGUGCCGAUUUUUUCGUUGGCAUCGAGCAACCGUACAAGGCGGUACAGUUGCUUGCGAACGCCCGGCAACUGGCACGGGCGCUGGCGGUAUGUGCCGAACAUCGGGUACCGGUGACGGAAACGCUCGCCGAACUGCUAACCCCAGGGAAGGAGGAUCUGCCGGAGGGUGAGCGGGUAGCGUUGCUCUUGCGGUUGGGUGAUAUCCUCCAGGAGCAGGGUGAUUAUCAUGCGGCAACGAAGAAAUUCACCCAGGCGGGUGAUCGUGUACGGGCGAUGAAAAGUUUGCUCAAGUCCGGCGACACGGAUAAGAUUAUCUUUUUUGCCGGCAUGUCCCGCCAGAAGGAUGUGUACGUGAUGGCGGCGAACUAUCUGCAGGCGCUCAACUGGCAGAACGAUGCGAAGAUCCUGAAGAAUAUCGUGACGUUCUACACGAAGGGGCAGGCGUACAGUCAGCUGGCGAACUUUUACGCCAACUGUGCACAGGCGGAGAUAGACGAGUUCCGGGACUACGAUAAGGCACUGAACGCACUGGAGGAGGCUGUGAAGAGUUUGUCGCGUGCCUCACCGUCAGCGAAUUCAUCACAACCGGCUGCACUGGACGCACUGCAGCUAGCGAUGGCUGAGGUGAGACGUGUUAUCGAGCUGCAGGAUGCGACGGAACGGCGCGAGUACAGCAAUGUGAUCAAGCUCAUAAAGGUACGGCUAGAAGAGCGUCAAGAACCACCGCCUCCGGUACGUGUAUGGGAUCUACUAGCGCUGCUAGUCGAAUGUUUGGUAGCAACCGGGCAACACUCGGAAGCACUAUACUACGUCCGCGAGCUGGCAACACGGAAACCCGACUGGUACCAUCAAGAACUUCUGGAGAAGGCCGUACUGGAUCGUUUGGUGGCGGAAACGGGCGUCAAUCUCGAACCGUACGUCAACGUUGCGAAGGUGAAGCGUCCGACAACGGCCACCAUCUCCACGAUGAGUGACGACGAAGAAAUUCAGGAGGUGUUUGAGUAGAACGUUUCUUUAUCUAUCCUCAUUACAUACACUCAGCAGUGUACCACUUUUCCGUCCAAGGAGAUUAAAUUGUUAAGAUAUUUAUAUAUUUAUUUAGAAUAGAUGCACUUGCUGAACUUGUGAACUGCUUAGACAUACAGGCAUUAAACAUUCUUGCCAGACGAGAUAAGAGUGCCCUUUCAUGCAUACGUUA